GUAUAAUUGUGUUCGGCUGGUAAGUGUGAGCCGUGACCACGCCCACUCGUAUAGAUUACGUUCCAGAGGAACUUGAAUGGUGUCUGUUCACGUGAGAAACACGUGAACGCGCACUACAGCGAUGGCAGCGUCGGAAUCGGUUAAAGUUUGGUCGCUGAAGGAUAAAGUGGCGCUGAUCACCGGAGCGAGUUCAGGUAUCGGAGCUGGAACUGCUCUUCUCUUCGCCAGACUCGGGGCUCAGCUCGCGCUCAAUGGCCGUGACAUGGACAACCUCAGCAAGGUGGCCAAAGAGUGUGAGGAGUGCGGGGGCAAAACGCCACUCUUGGUACCAGGAGAUUUGACUGAUGAGGACACAGUGAAGAAAACUGUCACAGAGACCAUUGCUCACUUUGGGCACCUGGAUGUUCUUAUUAACAGUGCAGGAAUCCUUGCUAUGGGCGGCAUAGAGACCACCGACUUGGCACAGUAUGAUAAAGUGAUGAAUGUUAAUGUCAGGUCGGUUUAUCACCUUACACAAUUGUGUGUGCCUCACUUGAUUCAAACCAAGGGCUGCAUUGUAAACGUGUCCAGUGUAAAUGGCCAACGAUCAUUUCCUGGUGUGCUCGCAUACUGCAUGUCCAAGUCUGCCAUUGACCAGUUUACAUGCUGUGUUGCUCUUGAGCUUGCACCAAAGCAAGUACGAGUCAAUUCUGUUGGGCCUGGUGUGAUCAUAACAGAGGUCCACAAGCGUGCAGGUCUUGAUGAAGAACAAUAUAAACAGUUCCUUGAAAAGUGUAAAGUCACGCAUGCACUUGGCCGACCAGGUGAGGUGGAGGAAGUUGCUCAGGCAAUUGCUUUUCUGGCCUCAGAUGCUGCUACCUUUAUUACAGGUGUGAAUCUUCCAGUGGAUGGAGGACGCCAUGCCAUGUGCCCAAGAUAAAGCUACAUCACCUUAAAAAUGGCAUUAGCAAAUGUAAAUAAAAGUUUUGAAAGAAUUAAA
Molecule: messenger RNA, 979 nt
Organism: Silurus meridionalis
Lineage: Eukaryota; Metazoa; Chordata; Actinopteri; Siluriformes; Siluridae
Exons: 8
Coding region: 122-919 (265 amino acids)
Molecular function (GO): oxidoreductase activity
Source: RefSeq, a predicted model, not a curated record